Molecule: messenger RNA, 2451 nt
Organism: Hemisphaericaspora subhashii
Lineage: Eukaryota; Fungi; Ascomycota; Pichiomycetes; Serinales; Debaryomycetaceae
Gene: UGA3
Product: Uga3p
Exons: 1
Coding region: 1-2451 (816 amino acids)
Biological process (GO): positive regulation of transcription by RNA polymerase II
Cellular component (GO): nucleus
Molecular function (GO): DNA-binding transcription factor activity, RNA polymerase II-specific; transcription cis-regulatory region binding; zinc ion binding
Source: RefSeq, a predicted model, not a curated record
AUGUUGGUCACAUUUAACUCGAGAGCUAGAGAUAAAACGAAAAGUUUGAAAGCCAUCAGUGCUAGACCCUCACUGCCGAUUAUGUCCACCCCACCAGAGUUGGAGACACAUAAAAUAACAAACCCAGAUACACCCUCAAGCACAACCACCCUGAUUGGAUCCAAAAAGGGAUCAGUUAAAAUAAUACAAAGUUCAAAAGAUUUCUAUAAAUUCAAAGAAACAAGUCGAUCAAAGAAUGGAUGUCUAACAUGUAAAAUUCGAAAGAAGAAGUGUGACGAAACUAGACCCAUUUGUUCCGAUUGUAAAAGACUAAAGAAGAAAUGUACUUGGGCAGACUAUGAUUCCAUGACAGAGUUAGAAAUUAAGAAAUUAAAACAAGCAGUAGAGAAGGAGGAAAGUAAACAAAAGCUACGUAAGCGGAAAUCAAAAGCAAAACGAUUGAAAUCUGAAACUGACAAAGCUGAUAUUGAUGGGGACAACAACGACAAUACCAACGAGAACGAUAAUGGCAUAAAACAAAACGACGAUGAAGCAGACAAGAUCAUCCAUGAACCUAAUACUGUUAAUAAUGAAACAAAUGGACUCUACAAAGUGUCUUCCUUUCUUUCUGAUUCGGGAGGAGACCCUCUUAAAAUAUUCGGUUAUAAUUCCAACCUACGCUCCACUCAAACUGAAAGCCAUUCAACAGAGCCUGACGCGUCACCAAAUGGGCCUCCAUCUCCAACACUUCUGAGUUUAAUGAAUCCAAUCUUGGAUUCCAAUGCUCCAAAUCCACCAACUACAAAUCCCCAGGAAAUGGCUCCUUUAUUCGAUUACAAAGAACAAAAUUCCCCAGGCGCAUUCUUAUCAUUUUUGCGAGAGUUAAGUGGACAUAUUCCCCAUGAAUCCUCAAACAAAAUUGAAGACCUUGAAAAUAAUGAUCAAACAAUUAAUAAUAACAACAAUUCACAUAUGGAUGUUCGAGAUAUAAUGUCUUCCAAUGAAUUCACAUCCUUAAUCCACUCACUUGAAGAGCCAUAUCAUGACUAUGACGGAAAUAGUGCGUUGACCACAUUAUCUCCUGCCCAGCGUGACUACAAUCAAAACCUAAUAUCUAAUUUGAAUUCAUUUUUGACUCCGAUCCCACCAAGUCCAAGUUAUAUCCCCGAACUUGCGGAUCCAACAUGUUCAUAUUUAUAUAACUAUUAUGUAGAAGUUGUUUCCAAAAAAGUUUCGAUUGCACCUAUAUCCCAAAAUGAAUCAAAUUCUUAUCAGAAAAUUUUCCUACCAUUGGCACACAAAGACAAAGGGGUAUUCUAUAGUAUCCUAGCAUGGUCGGGGUAUUUCUUAGGUGGACGUUGGGAAGAGGAAGGAAUGAAAUAUGCGGAUUAUGCGGUCAAGCAUAUGGGCAAAAUAAUUAAUCGAAAAGGUAUGACUCAAGAAGAUCGACAAACUAUUGUGAAUAAAUUAGCCACUUUAAUGAUUUUAUGUGGAGCAGAAAUAUGUAAAGGAGAUGUUAAAAAUUGGUCAGUAUUUUUAAAUUGGGGUUGGAAAUUGUUGGCUGGAAAUGGUGGGAUUUUAAAUUUUAAUAAACUGAAAGAAGAACAUUGGUUAAUUUCAAAUUUUGCCUAUCAUGAUUUAUUGGCUUCUUCUACAACCGAACGAGGGACGUAUUUCCCAUCUGAGGAAUAUGAUAUGAUAUUUAUGGAUAAAGAAGGAUUUUCUAAAGCCAGUUUAAAUCCAUUACUUGGUGUUUCCAAGAAAUUGUUUAAACUUAUUGGAGAUAUCUCAACAUUGGUUUAUGAAAGUAAGAAAAUUCUAAGUGAAUUUUAUAAUCGUGAAUUUUCAAGUCCAACCAUUCCCGUUUCACAACCACUUAUCCAAGAAGAUGAAGAUGAAAACAUGGAAGAUCAAGAUGAUUUUAUUGGAUCACCAUUAUUCGGGGAUGCUUCAGAAAUCAGUGAUCAUGGAAAGGCAAGUCGCUUACUUCAAUCAGUUAUUGAAAAAGUAAAGACCUUAGAAUUCGAAAUCGAUUCCUCCAAACCUGAAAAGGAAGACUUGAUGUAUUUGACUGAUCAAGAAUUAGAACUUCAAUUAACUCUUUUCGAAGCCUUCCAAAUCAGUGCUAAAUUAUUCCUCCGUCAGUCAAUCAUGAAAUGUAAUCCAUCAAUGUUGGAAUCACAAGUAUUGAACAACGAUUUAAUCAAAUGUUUAGACAUCUUAGUAGGUACUUCGGUGCAAGCAUCACUCGUGUUUCCAAUAUUUAUGUCAGGUAUUCAUUGUGUAACCAAACAUGAUCAGGAUGUAAUGAGGUAUAGAAUUGGUGAAUUUAUGAAAUUAUAUGGGAUUUGGAAUGUUAGUAGAGUAAGAUUUGUGCUUGAAAAGAUAUGGGAACUGAAUCCUGCUGGGAAUAUGGUGGUUGAUUGGCAUCAAAUCUUGAAUGAUUUGAAUUGGGAUCUUAAUUUUGCAUGA